AUGAGCCAGACCCAACAACCAUCGGACCCGACCUUCCGGGCGUAUAGCGCCCAGCAAGGCGCAACUUACGCUGAACAUCGUCGGAACUACAACCCAAAGCUAUACGAUGCAAUCCUAAACUUCCACAAAGAAGGGUCUGGCUCGUUUGAUAUCCUAGUCGAUGUUGGCUGCGGACCAGGAACAGCAACACGAAGCCUCGCUCCUCACUUCAAGACUGCCUAUGGACUUGAUCCCUCAGAGGGAAUGAUUAGCACUGCGCGAUCUAUCACCACCGUUGACAAUGUCAAGUUUGAGGUUUCUUCAGCUGAAUCUCUGGGAUCUGAACUUGCCAACCCCAUUCCUGAUGGCAGCGUCGACGUGAUCACUGGAGCAACCUGUGCCCAUUGGUUUGACAUGCCGCGAUUUUGGGAGCAAGCUGCCAAGACUCUCAAACCUGGAGGUACGGUGGCUUUGUGGACGGCUGCGGGUGUUCGUGUCGAUCCGUCGAUGCCCGCUCAUGAAGCUGUUCAGGAAGUUAUCGAUGAUCUUGAUAACUUGGUUCAAGACUAUAUGCUGCCCGGCAAUCUGAUGGUUCGUGAUCUAUACCGCGGCCUCCCCCUGCCUUGGACUCUUGACCCUCCCUUGUCUGCGUUUGAUCGCCACUCAUUCGUGCGCAAAGAAUGGUGUACAGGUCCGGAAGCUGAAACAACCUUCUUUGAGCAUUCGCCGCCAGUCAAUUUGGAUAUGGUGGAGAUGGUUCUUGGAACCGCUAGCCCGGUGACCAGAUGGAGGGAGGCCCACCCUGAGGCAGUCGGAACGGAGGACGAUGUUGUUCGCCAGAUCAGAAGAAGGAUUGAGAAGAUCCUCACUGACGCGGGCGUGGAGAAAGGCAAAGAAAUGCUUACAGGCGACAUGACUGGAGUCUUGUUGCUUGUCAGAAAGAAGAGUGACUAG
Messenger RNA from Fusarium redolens, 933 nucleotides. Its product is annotated as S-adenosyl-L-methionine-dependent methyltransferase. The transcript has a single exon. The record is from RefSeq and is a predicted model, not a curated record. Gene Ontology annotation, molecular function: S-adenosylmethionine-dependent methyltransferase activity. Bases 1 to 933 code for a protein of 310 amino acids. Lineage: Eukaryota; Fungi; Ascomycota; Sordariomycetes; Hypocreales; Nectriaceae.